Molecule: messenger RNA, 1950 nt
Organism: Anolis carolinensis (green anole)
Lineage: Eukaryota; Metazoa; Chordata; Lepidosauria; Squamata; Anolidae
Gene: slc49a3
Product: solute carrier family 49 member 3
Exons: 10
Coding region: 232-1638 (468 amino acids)
Biological process (GO): transmembrane transport
Cellular component (GO): membrane
Molecular function (GO): transmembrane transporter activity
Source: RefSeq, a predicted model, not a curated record
CGAAGACAACCAGCGCUAGGACCCAGUGGAGCCCGGGCGCGCCCCAGAGCCAACCAGGAACUGGGCGCCUGCCUGUGUUUCCCCGGCGAGGCGAGAGCGGCGGCCCCUUUGCAAGGGAAGCCGGCUUUUCGGGCAGCGCCCAAUCCGAGAGGCCGGGGGCGGGCUCAGUCCCGAGGAUCUCCCAUCCAUGCCCGCCCUUCGGUUCGGAGACCCACUCGCUCUCCUCUCGGAAUGGACGCGGAGGUGGACUCCGAGAGCAGCGAGGGCCAGGCGGCGCCUUUCAAGGUGUACAAGCGGCGCUGGCUGCUCCUGGCCGUGGUCUGCCUCCUUAACGCCUCCAAUGGCAUGGAAUGGUUGACAUUUGCUCCAGUGGCUGAUAAAACAGCUGAAUAUUUUCACACGACAAUGAAUAUAGUCAACUGGCUUUCGCUUGUGUUCCUUGUGAUUUCGGUUCCCAUGGGGCUCCUGGCAAUAUGGAUUCUGGACACCAUUGGACUUAAAUGUGCUAUUUUACUCUGUGCCUGGCUAAACAUGAUUGGGAGCAUCAUUCGGAUUUUCAGCACUGUCAGCUUCCUGAGCCUGGGCUCGCUCAAUAUCAUAUACCUGCUGGUAGGACAAUGCCUUUGUGCAGUGGCCCAGCCUCUUAUCAUUUUUUCACCAACCAAACUAGCAGCGGUAUGGUUCCCAGAGCACCAGAGAGCCACGGCCAAUAUGAUUGGUUCAAUGUCCAAUCCACUGGGCAUGCUCAUUGCUAACCUGUUGUCACCUGUGAUCGUAAAAGAAGGAAAAGAUAUUCCUUUAAUGCUUGGAGUGUAUGCAGGCCCUGCUGUGUUUGCCUGUGUCCUGGCCACGGUGGGGGUUCACAACAAGGUCCCUCCAACACCCCCAUCUGUGAGUGCCACCCACCUUGAUGCUCCUUCCUUCUGUGGUGGCUUGAAGAUGCUUAUGCGAAAUGGUCCUUACAUCAUCCUGACACUCUGCCUUGGGGGAGGAGUCGCAAUUUUUACGUGUUACAGUGCCCUGUUGGAACAAGUGCUGUGUGCAAACGGAUACUCAGAUCUCUUUGCAGGUGUGACUGGUGCCUUGUUUACUGUGUCCGGACUCAUUGGAGCCUUCUUCCUUGGGUUGUAUGUGGACAAGACAAAGAAAUUCACAGAAGCCUGCAAGAUCUCUUUUUGUCUAGCUGCCCUGCUUGGCAUUGCCUUUGCCGUGGUGUCUCAGCUUAGAAACCAGACCUAUGUUUUGGCAACCAUCAGCUCACUCUUUGGCUUAUUUGGAUUUGCUGUUUAUCCUGUUGCCUUGGAGCUAGCUGUUGAAUGCUCCUACCCUGUAGGAGAAGGAACAACAUCUGGGCUGAUUUUUAUCACAAGCCAGCUCCUAGGAGUGCUCUUCAUGAUUUUGUUCCAAAGUUUGACUGUGGAGAAGGAAAAUGCCUCUCUUUCUACCUGUACUACAGACCAAGGUGGAACACUGGACUGGUCAACUCCGAUGCUAGUGAUGGCUGGAUUGUGGACUUUUAUAGCCUGUUUUUUCACUGUGGCUUUUCACACCAAUUACAAGAGAAUCUAUGCAGAGACAUCUCAUGCCUGUUCAGUCAACAAGACGGAAGAUGAUUUUGCAGUAACAGGACAAACAUGAAAUGUUCCCAGUUGAACUCUUGGACUCAUGCAAGUGCCUUUAAAAGUUGCUGGAACUUCAAAGAACUCAAGUACCCCAGCUACACAAAACAGCACAGUAAAUUAUUUGUUGAUGGAAACGGACUGGAACAAGAGUUGGGGAUUGAAGCCACUGCUUCUUAAACUGGGGGUCCCGUGGGUCCCGUAAAAGUUUUCUGAAUGCCACCUAAGGACUGUUUUAGAAAUUUACACAACUCUUUUGUGCCAUGUUUACAGUGGACUCUGCAGAAAAUGCUUCAGCUAUACUUCAUAAAAAAGAAAAUCAGCCUGUUCA